Molecule: messenger RNA, 456 nt
Organism: Cinara cedri
Lineage: Eukaryota; Metazoa; Arthropoda; Insecta; Hemiptera; Aphididae
Source: the annotation of a GenBank genome assembly
AUGGUAAGACGGCCACCAUUGCUGUUAUUGUCGGUAGCAGUAUUGGCCACUGUAGACGGACAACUGGUGCCUUAUGUACCGGACAGGCCACAUCGAUUGACCAUGACCGCGAUGGUUGCAUACGUCAAUAAGACAUUCGGUCCUACGCAGCGAUGUCUAAAAGUUAUGACCGACGACACCGCAGUAGCGGCUGCAAUAUUGGCCAUGCUGUACGAUCGUGUCACCGCCACUAGGACGGUUGAACUGCUAGAUGAAUUGUCAGGACCGGAUGACCGAACUUCGUACUGCGCGGCCUACGUGGUUAUCGGCUGUCAGCUGACAACCAUUGACAGGUAUUUGGAAAGAUUCAAAAACAGUGCAGCCCAAAGAAUGUUAAUAGUAGUCGUCCAGAGCAGGAAAUACAUUAAACCAUUCUUAAAAGUAAGAUUGCUGUAUAAUAAAUAUACUAUAUUUUAG